Struthio camelus australis is the source of this 2645-nucleotide messenger RNA. Lineage: Eukaryota; Metazoa; Chordata; Aves; Struthioniformes; Struthionidae. The record is from RefSeq and is a predicted model, not a curated record.
AUGGAUAGAAUAUUUGACCUCACUCUAAAACACCUUUCCGAGGACCGCUCACGAUUCCUCUGUAAAGCGCAGGUGUGGGACGUUAAAGCCGUCGAGAGCCAAAAGAGCUCAAGUUUGUAUUUCGAUCUGUUUCAGGAACAUUGCAUCACGCAUGAAAUUAUGAGAAGGGUGAGCCCAACAGAAGCUGAACUGAUAAAAGAUCCUAGCAUGAGGUGUAAGGUCAGAUUCAGAUUUGCUGGUCAGGAGUUUCCACCUUUCAUCGUGUUUAAGAUUUUUCGCCACACUCAAGGCCAAGGCAGCAAGUACAUUAGUGGAAAAAGAAUAAUAAGUCCAUCAAAUGAGGCAGCAGCUGAUGCUUGCAAGUUAAUGGGACAUCGGAAAUAUUAUGAACAAUUAGUACAAGACGAGCUUCAGUACCAAAAGCAAAGGAUAACAGAUGAAACAGAUGUUGCUACAAUGAAAGACUACAUGCACUAUAUCAGUAAUCUGGAUGAAACCCCUGCAUACUUUGGUGGCAGGAAUAAUUGCUGGAGAAGGUUGUCUCUGAACAAUUUCCCUAGGACAAUGAUAGUGUAUGACAUAAUGGAUUAUGCACAGUCCAGAACAAUGUCAGACAGACUUAAAAAGGAGCUGAAGUUGCUGCUGCUGAGGCCACAGAAUAAAGAGCUUUGGCAUGAUCAACUCAAGGCUGUUUCUAAUAUUAGGUCGUCAUUUCCAUGUAAUUCAUCAGUCACCUCUUCGUCUUGCUCUUACCAACGCACUACAGCGUCCAUGCAAUCAACACGUUGCUCUUCUCAAGCUCGACAGAAGAUAGCAAAAAUGAAGAGGGCCUAUUUGUAUGAGAAAGAAAAAGAGGCACAGAAACUGGAUAUUACAAACAGGAGUGACUUCACUGAACAUCAAGAAGCUACAAUCGCACAAGCUGAAAAGCCUGAGGAUCAAUCUAUUCUUACAGAUGAAGAAUGGGAACAUGAAGCAGCUAAAUUGUAUGCUUGGUCCCAGGCGUUAUCUCUUGAGGAUGUUGGAUGAUUUUCAUCCAUAGCUAAUGUAUAAAUCUUCAGAAGUUAGGGCACUGGAAAAUGACUAAACUUUAGUCUUCUGAAUGCUUGCAGUUCUGCUUUGAACAGACUGCAAAUGUAAAAGCAUCGCUUCCUACACCUACUUAACGAGUUUAGCAAAAUGUAUACUCAUUGUCAUUGUUUUUCACUGUGGAAAACCAAAAUAAAAACAACUCUGCACUGCAAAGCGAGGGCAAAACUAAAACUGAGCAAGUGUGAUAACUUUGUAAGGUUCAGAACUGUGAAGUAGGGCUAGUUCAUUAUUUGGGCAUUAGAAAGUUUAUACUAUUUCUGUGAUUAGAAUGUUUAGUUUAACUCAUGUAGAGCUCAGCCUUACUCCCCUUGCUUUUGGGGAACAGUACUGAACCAAAAUGCAGAUCUUUCAGAAGUCAACCAAAAAUUUCCACUAAGGUUGUUAAUAAUUUGAUCAGCACCAAAUGUUGAGUUGUUUUUUUUUAAUUAAAAGCUACAGUUGAGUUAAUUAUCAGCACCUGAUUUGUCUAACAGUAUAUUUCUUUUCAGUGUUCUGAUAACCUGUCAGAAGAAACAGUGAAGGAAAAAAAUAUCACUCGAUAGUAAGAAACACUUCUAGAUGGCAAUACAUGAACUCCAAGAAUCAGGAAAAAGGUUUUGUACUUUAAAGUGUCUUUUGAAACUUGACAAAUUUUUAACUUUCUGGGUUUCAUUUUAAUACUAAAAAUUGCCAUCAGAAGUUAAAAUAAGUUCUUGGUAUCAAAUUGCCACCAAUGUUGGGGGGAAAAAAAAAAAAUCUGAGAACAACCUGUAAAGAGCCAGAGGGAGGACCAAGAACAGCUGUUAAAUGAGACAAAUCCCAUGGAACAUCCACAGCCAACCAAGGAUUACAAGUAAUUAGGACUCUAUCCUAGAAAUAAAUUAGCCAACAGGACUUUGAGCAGUGCAAGAAAAGAGCAAAACAAUUCCCUGCUUUCCAGGAGUGAAAACGAAGGCUACGCCACACCAAUACAGCAGUAAGUGCUUAUGCGGUGCUUUAUACUGGCAUCAGCGUCACUGUCAUGAACACAAUUCCAUACAUUUUGUGACUUCUGAAAUCCGAAAAGGGAAGCAGAGAAAAGGAAUAUACUGAAACCUUUAUUUUAUUCCCCUGGGAUUAAGGAAGUUAAACUAAAAAAGCAGCACAUAGGGAAAGUAUUUGGUUUCAGUUAGCAUUGCUCAAUUCUUUUAACAAAGAAGGGAUAGAAAAGUCUGACAGUCUCCUCAGUACUACUCAAAUAUAUAAACAGACCCGUAACACAGCGCGUAUAUUAUCUCCAAGCAUAAAGGGCUACACACGUGACGUUUUACAGUGCCUGUAUGCCAAUACUAGGACCUAAGGUAAUGAACUACUGGAGAUAAAGAUUUUCAUAUAGAAAAAGAAUUAUGUUGGUUUAACUGAAAUUUGUGAGGUGAACCAUAUGACAAAAAAGCAAAUGAAGCAAUGCUUAGAUAUGCCUGAGGACAUACUGAAAAUGGAUAUGAGAAAGGAAGCUGCUGGUAAGACAUCAUCAUCUUAUCUGGUAAAAUUAAAUAAUGUAAGAGGGUUAACUAAUAAAACCAUGUAUCUCAUUA